Molecule: messenger RNA, 9966 nt
Organism: Cygnus atratus (black swan)
Lineage: Eukaryota; Metazoa; Chordata; Aves; Anseriformes; Anatidae
Gene: CFAP47
Product: cilia and flagella associated protein 47
Exons: 66
Molecular function (GO): protein binding
Source: RefSeq, a predicted model, not a curated record
AUGGAGAAGGGAAUCCAGUACCUGAGGAAAUUAGCCAUAUCGGAGGUGAUUUAUAGGGACCUAAACAACAAACAAAUAUCCACAGAUCCAGAUGAAAUGUACACAAUCCAUGUGGCAGAAGUUUGUACAGAGUGUACCAUCAUCAUAUGCCAGCUCAUUGGCAAAAUCAAUGGUGUGCAGACCAUAACUCUCCAUCACUCGGAAGAGGAGGCACUUAGGAGAAGUGCCUAUCAGCCACAAAAAUGCCGCGUCGAAGCCAAGAGCAGCACGGGCCGCUGCCUGCCCAAGCGCUGGCUUCUUGCCAGCCUCACUGCGCGCACUGCACCGAUCAGCGCUCCGCGUCCGCUGCUUAACGACCGUCUCCAGGCAGCGGCGGCGGCCGCCAUGCCGGGCGGGCGGCGGGACGUGCUGGGGGUGCGCAUCGCCCCGGCCCUGCUGCGCUUCGGGGCCGCGCUGCCGGGGCGCCGCUACCGCGCCGCGCUCAGCGUCCGCAACCUGCGCGCCGGGAGCUGCCGCCUCCGGCUGCUGCCGCCGCGCCGGCCCCAGUUUAAACUGAUUGUGGAAAACCCAGAGAAACCUGUUGCACCUGGGCUUCAAGUCAAAGCUGUUGUAGAAUAUUAUCCUGAGAGUGAGGAAGACCUCGAAGACAGACUACUACUUUUAAUAGAAGAAGAUGUAGUUGAUAUCCCCCUGCUUGGGUAUGGAGGUCAAAAAUUAAUUCCACGCUGUUAUCUGGAAACUGAGUCUGAGAUUAAUUUUGGUACAGUGACUGCAAACAGUAAAGUAAUUACUAAAGAGAUUAGUAUUGCUAACCAUGGAUCAUCAUCAGGUACAUUUAAGAUAUCAUAUGAUGGGGUUGUCUUGCUUAACAUAGAACCUACCAGUGGAGUGGUGGAGCCUGAUUCUUUAACGGUGGUUAAAGUGGAUAUCUGUACAGAUGUCCCAAGAGUCAUCAAAGAAGUGAUAAAAGUGGAGUUGGAAGGACGUGGCUGCACUGAAGUAUGCAUCAAAGCUGUUGUGGUUGAACAAAUUCUGAAAGUUCUAGGAGUGUCUUGUGGAAAUGUAUUGGAAUGCAUUAAUUUUGGAUCGGUUUACUUUGGGUCUUCAAAGACUGAACAAAUAUGUUUAUACAAUAAAAGUCCAGAGUGUAUGGACUGGGUAGCAAUACUGGAAGACAAUGGCAUUGGAGGAGAGAUGGGAACAGAUCUUCAGAGGAGUGCAGAUGCUGUUUUACAAGAUUUAAGCCUCAUAAGUAAAACAGAAGAUGUAAAUGUUUCCACUUUGAUCCUGUGCUUUCCCAAUCAAGGAACCUUGCUACCUUAUGAGAAAUCUUUUCUUACAUUGUGCUUUAGUCCAAAGAAAUUUAAAAAGGCCUUUGGAGUGAAUGACUUGUCACCAAACCAAGAUUAUGUACUGUUUCUGAGAUUUGAGGCUGUUGGGAAUAAAGAUGGCUACCUGAAGGCCUGUGGUGAUGGUACCACACCGAUCACAAUGAAUCAUCCUCAUCACACUGAGUUGGCUUUGAAAGGUUCUGGGAUUCCUGUCAUGUUAACUUUUAAUCCAGGACCAGUUAUUAAGUUUAUGGACUGUUUCUCGGGUGAACAAACACAAGUUCUGUGCACACUCAAAAAUGAAUCUGAGUGCCUUCCAGUAAAAUUCAGUUUCCGCAAGACUGCUCACUUUAAUAUUUCUCCUGAAAAAGGAAAAAUAAAAAAAUGUUCUACAAAGGAUGUGAUAUUUUCAUUUUCUCCGCAUCAAAUAGGAACAUUUAAAGUGAAGCAAGUUGUUGAUAUCAUUGGUACAGGACUAGAAAAAAAUAAUUUACAGGUUUCGAAGACAAAAUCUUUUCACCAAAUAUACCUGAGCUUGAUUGGUGUGUGCAAAUCUAAGCCAAAAAACAUUCUAUUCAAAAUUAAUCCUGGUAUAACACCAAUGAUUUCCAAUGCAACUGGACAAUUUGUAGCUGAUGGCACAGGACUGUGCACUGAUAUUGCACCUGUGGCAAUACUUAAAUCAACCCAAACACAAAUCCAUACUCACCAGAUAAACAGAAAUUGUAAGGGUGAUGCAUUUAUAGCUUUUCCUAAUGACCGCUCAGCCAGCAUUAGGCCUAGCGAACGGAAUAAAAAAUACAGGACUAUUUUUACGAAGACUGAGAGAUAUAAUUACAUAGAUCCACAGUUUUCUUAUACUGACUAUGAACGACUGUUAAAAGAAGUACACAAGGAAUACUAUGCCAAUUUCAUUUCAAGUUUAAGGCAGCGUCGCUUGCAGAAAGAUGUCACCAGGCAGUUUUAUAUUUAUAAUAAUUCUGUGAACAUAGGCCUUAAACCUGCAGAAGGACUUGUGUCACCACAGAUCUCAAUCACAGAUUUUCACAAGGAGGAGUUACAGUUCAAAAUGCUUCCUUUAGACGAGAAUUGCCUAUUAACUAGUCAAAGACUGGCAGCAAGUGCUUCUAAAUCUUCAAUCAAAGAAAUUUGGAGCGGGCUUCGUGUUAUGCCAUCUUCUACCCAAGAGAAGGAAGAUUGUAGUCUAACUUUGACACCCAAACAGCUUCAUCAAAUACUAAUUGGUCCUUCUACUAUGGACUUUGGUGAUGUUUGUGUGUACUCUACAACUGCCAGAAAACUACAUAUCGUCAAUAACUUGUUAGUCCAUAUAUGGAUACAAAUUGAGAUUGAAAUAGAUGAACUAGAGCAGACAAGUCCACUGUGUCAGGUGGUGCCUCCUCUUACAAAGACUUAUAUUCCAGUAGUCUUUGAGACAAACAAGCUUGGAAUGUUUAAAAGAUCUUUUACUUACACAAUAAACAACAAACAUCCGGGGCAUGUGCUGGUCAUUGCAAAUGCAGUGUCUGUUGAACUUCAGUUGUCUGAAAGGGAACUGAUUUUAAAUCCUAUUCCUGGCUACCUGGCAGAGACAGAAUUUAGAACAACUGUCAGGGUAUACAAUACCAGAAACCAUUCUGCUGAGUUUACUUGGAAACCUGUAACUACAGAUAAGGGAACUGCAUUUUCUAUACAGCCAGCCAAAGGCUUUGUGGAGCCCUAUAGAGACUUAGAGUGUGAAGUUGUUUGGCAUCCAGGGUUCAACUCCCCAGAAGCAGGAGAAUUCAACUUGUGUGUGCGUAAAGGAAACACAAUUAAGUUGAAAUGUUUUGCAAAGCUUGGUACCACGAAAGUUCAGUUUAUAGAACAAAGGAUACCGUUCAGUCAUUGUCCAAUGGGUUUAUCUACUUGUAAGACAGCCAUUCUUCAAAACACAGGAUACAAUCAUGCCUACUUCCAAGUCCUUCAUUCAAAUCCACUGCCUGGAAUGUUGAUCACCCCUCAUGACGGGGUGGUACCUGUGGGAGGCCAUGCUGAGCUCAAAAUCCUUUUUACUCCAAAUGCAAAAAUGAGUUUUGAUACAAGAGUGGAGGUAGCAGUGCGAAAUUCGAGAGUACUAGUACUCAGGAUUGUUGGAUUUGUAGAGACCCCUGAAAUAAAGAUUGAUGUGGAACUAUUUGACUUUGGUGGUGUUUAUGUUGAUUCUACAAAAUCAAUUCCAUUUUUGCUUCAGAACAAAGGACAGGCACGUACCAGAGUGGAGUUUGAUUUUUUCAAGUAUAAGGAUUUUAAAUUGAGUGCUAAAGACCAUUCAGUGGUUGAAAGCUGUUCUUCAGAGCCCUAUUUGUAUUCAGUUGACUUAGAGGGAAAGUCAUCUUUGCAGUGCUCGUUGUCCUUCAUGCCAAAAGAGGUGGCAGCGUAUGACUUCACUCUUCCAGUUAAUACUCCUUGGGAUGACUUUCCAUUGCUACAGCAGUGCUCUAUAUCUGCAACUUCUGUUGGGCCUGUAAAGCACACUACUCCUCCGCAGCCACAGACAGUGACUGUGGCUGUUCCAGUCUGUAGAGUUAAAGCAGUUGUACUUAAAUCACCACUGGAGUUCUCCUCAAUGAAACUUACAUUUACACAACAUUCAAGCUGUAUACGUUACAAUAGUCCUGAUGAAAGUCUGAAUUCCCAGGAGCUUGACCUGAAGAAUAUCUCAAGGCAGUAUUUAACAUGGAAAUUGAAUUGUGAUGAUGCAGGCAAAAAUAUAGAAGACGGUAUUUUCAAAUUUAGUCUGCAUGCUGGAUUUCUUGAUCCAGGACAAAAAAUCAGUAUUACUGUAUUCUUCUGCCCUUCUUGUCCUGGGACGUAUGCAUCUGAAGUGUCAGUGUGUCUAGAUGAUAAUCCAUCACAUUACAAAAUAAUCUUGUCUGGUAUUAUGAAGUCACCAAAAAUAAAUUUUGAUCCCCCCUUUUUAAUGCUGAUGCCAGUUCCUCUGGAUGUGAAAACUGAAACAGCCAUCAAUAUUAUUCCACAAGAUUACUUAAGGUCAUCACGAAUUCAAGUUGAACUUCCCGAGCUUGAACUUGAAGAUGGUGACAGGAUUUACCCUUUUUCUAUACAGUUUCCAGAAGGACAAGAUAUAAUUCUUUCAUCAAAUGGCACAAAUAUGGAACUAAAUUGUCAUAUCAGCUUCAGAUCAUCAAAGCCAAUUUCAUCUUUAGGGACCAUAUUCUUCACUGAUGAAGAAGAAAACAGAUUCUCCCUUCAGGUUGCUGCAACAGCAGAGAAUUGCCUUCUUACUUUAUACCCAUAUUUGGCAUUUCACCUCUCUGAUCAACAAGUUACUUUGAUAAGCAAUAGUAAAGACUACAGUAGUGGAGAAGUUGUUCUGCAUCCACGUUACACUCCACAAUCACUUCCCCAUAGUACUUCCUCAAGUUCCUUUGGUGCAAUCACUGAAUCAACCUAUGAAUAUUCCCAGUCAGGUAUAGUAUAUCUUACCCUUGAAAGUGAUGAACAGACAAGUGAAGAGAGUGAAGCUGAUAGUCCAAGUGAUGGGAGAGAAAAUAAAUCUGAAUUAUCAUUUUUUCCUGAUGAGGACAAAGAAGAGUACAUCUUCUUUCAGAAAGCUCUAACCGCUGUUCAGAAUUGGUUCACUCUGUUUGGCUGGCCUAAGGGACCAAAUCCUAUUUCAAUACCAUAUUCACUAAGACGUGAUGUCUGUAAAGACCAGAGGAGUUCUUCUCAAGAAAAUGUUUUUAAACAAAACCUUGGCAAAGAUACUAAGACUGUUUACGACAUGUUAUUCCACCUGAGUGGACAGUUGUUACCCGGCAUUACAUUGAGCCGGUCACUGCCCCUUGAUCCUGUUGAACAAAUUUUACAGCUCCAUUGGCAGCAUUCUACGUUCCUUGCUUUCCUUAAAAGCCAAGGAGCAUGUCUUCCUCAUGUUAUGCCAGAAUUCCUGCUUGAACCUGAUUAUUAUAAGAAGUGGAUUAAAGUGCAAACUCUGUUGAAGGCCCACAUGACUGAGUUGAAACAAGGAGAUGAGAAAAACUCAGAUGUGUUUAGCAACGAACACCUAUUCAUUCUGGAGGACAGCGUAUUUGAGACAAUUAGCAAACGAGCUUGGACAGAUGUGCUACUGCAAGUAUACAAGGUGUUUGUUCUUCCUCGUGUUUCUUCGCGUAAGACCAGUGAUCCGUUCAAUUUGGAAAAUGUGCUGAACAUGCCAAGAAUAAAAUCAGAACCUUUAUCCAGUAACAUAUAUUCUCCAUAUGAGCGAAUCAUCCUUACUUGGUUAAAUAAACAUUAUGAAAAGAAUCGAAAAAUUGUGUGGAAAGAUGGUCAAAAAGGUGAAGUACCACCAAUGAGAUGGAUAGUGAAUUUUGACCGAGAUCUUCUAGAUGGUCUGGUAUUGGCAGCACAGCUGGCAGCUUAUUGUCCAUACUUGAUUGCUACUCACUUUGUAAGGAUGUAUACUAAUGCAAAAACUCCUGCACAGUUUCUGCACAACUGUUUGAUACUUGUGAAUGCUAUGCAUGCUGUCAAUCUGACUAUAGACAUAAAGGCCACUGACAUCUGUGAUCCAAAUCCAGUCAUGAUGCUUAUUCUGUGUGUCUACCUAUAUGAAAGCCUCCCUCACUACUUACCCAAGAAGACUAUAGAAUUUACAGGUGCUCUCCAUGCAACUGUUGUUAAACAGGUGCGUCUGAAAAACCCGAGCAUUAAAACUUUGGUGUAUAACACUAUUCUUGUGGGAAGAGAUGCUGAUGAUUUCUCAUUACCUAAAGGAAACACUGUCAUCAUUUCUUCCAACUUGUGUAUGUGCAGAGAAAGGUCUAGAGGAAUAUCUAAGAUGCCUAAGGAUGUAAAUCUCACAUAGAUACAGAACAAAUUAAAACUUUUGGAACUGAUUGCCCUGAAAAUAAAUCUGGACUUCUUUCAGCAUAUGAAUACUUUUGGAAAUUCUGUUGCAGAGAUGGAUAUAUUAAAAUGCAAAUCCCCAUGUUAUGAGCUGAAGAAAAUUGUCCUAAAUGUUACUAAUCCCUUCAGAACUGAUGGCAUAUUCAGGGUCAUUUUGCUGGAAUCCACAAGUUGCUUAACUCAGCCAGAACAUAUAUAUCAAGCCAGGCAAGUAAAGCAAGAGCAAACAUUCAGUUCUGAAAAUAAUGUAAUAAAUUGUAAAAACAGUGCACUGCCUAAUGAGCCAAAUGAAGAGAACAACUUUAAUUGCUCUGACCAGUCCAGCCUCCUGCAUGAGUUCUUCAGUCCAAUGGAAAAACUAUUCUUGACAGCGAGAAGUUCUGCAGGCUUAGAGAUUCACUUUCUUCCCUUUAAUCUGGAAAAACGUUACUGCACUGUCAUUCUGGUUAAUGAACUGAUUGGAGAAUUUGUAUACCUGGUAGAAGGAACAGGUGAUAUACCUUUACCUUCAGGACUGCUUCCAAUGGAUAGUCCAAAUGUUUUGCAUAUUAGCAGCACAUUAGAAGGUCCAAGUGCAGCAGAGCCGGUUUUAUAUUUGAAAUGCAGUCUUGAGCAGACUCUUGAAGAAAAUCUCAGGAUUCCAUUGAUCAAUGAAUCAAGAGAAAGGGCUCUGGCUAUUGCUGCACAACAGCAAAUGUCAAAUAUUGAAUAUGAAAGAAGAAAGAUCACAGAGACUCUGGAUAGCAGUAGCAUCCGAGUUGCAACUGCAUUGCUAGGGCUGUCCAGAAUAGAGAGAUGUGAACUCCUAAAACCUCAUAAAUUCCCACCAGAGUUGAAGUAUGUGGAUUACAGCGUACAAGUGAGCAUGCAAGAAUUCUUUGACGUUCCUGAGAAACUCUCUAUUCCAGUGUUGGCAUCUAGCAGAGUUAAUUUGAAAGUUCUGUCAGUAAAAGAUGUUUCACCAGAGAAAAUAGAUGGAAGUGAUGCAGUUGAACUUCCUAUAAAAUUCAUUCCUCAGUAUGCUGGUUGCUACUGCUGUGAGAUUCUCUUGAAGUCCUCCCAGGAUAUUCGUGUCUAUGUGAUUAAAUGUGUAGUGAAUACAAACCACGCUGAAGCAGAGAUUGAAUUUCUAACUCCAGCUUACCAGGCAGUGAUACAGGAUAUUCCAAUAAAUAACAUGUCCAGCCAGGACUGGAAAUUUGAAGCAGUUUUGGAAGGACAGGGCUUUCACGGCCCUCCUCUAAUAAAUGUGGGCAUAGGUGAAACAGCUCUGUAUCCUCUCACGUUCAAGCCAGUUGCUGAGUGCUUAUCAAUGGGAAGACUUAUUCUGCGAAAUGUUAUGGCUGGCACUGAAAGCAUCUUUAUCCUUAAGGGAAUAGGGAAGAAACCUCUGGCGCAGGAUCAUAUUGUGAUAGAUUGCCAAGUGAGACAGGUUACUCGAAAAGUAUUAUGGGUGCCCAAUUAUACCAAGAAAAAGUUAACGUACAAGGUAUCUUCAGAUCUUUCAAUGGUGGGUGGUGCACCAAUUCUUACUGUGGAACCAGAUGACACGGUCGCUUACACUUUGAGUGUAUCUCCAUGGAGACGAGGAAUCUUUCAAGGUGUAAUUUCAUUUGUUGCUGAAGAUGCAGACCAACAGCAGUCUCAGCAUAACAGCUCACCAGAGAAGACAGAUGGUGAACAGGCCCUUCAGAAAUUGUCAACAGAGACACCACAAACUGUUGAUAGAGCAAACACAGGAGGAAGUUCUUCAAAUUGCAAAGUGUGGUUUUCCUUAAAGAUUAACAGCACACCUGCAGCACCUGAGAGAAUGAUAGAUGUAAAAUGCAGAGCUCUGAAUACUGUUGGAAUUCAUAUUCCUAUCAUGAAUCCUACAGAUGAAAUUCUCCAUCUGAGUGUGGUGUUGGAGAAUCAGUCACUUUCUGGGCAAAAAUCUUUCACUCUUUCACCUAAACAAACAUUUUUUUAUCAACUAAAGUUUUCUCCAGCUGUCGUUGGCACUUCAGAUGAAAGUGUCAUAUUCCUGUCAGACAUGGUUGGAGAGUUUUGGUAUGCACUGAAGCUGACUGUAGAGAAACCAUUGCCAACUAAUCUGCCUGAAAUAGAAUGUGAGCUUGGAAAAUGGGUUCGUCUACACAUACCUCUCGUUAAUCCUACACGUGAAACUUUGGAAUUAGAAAUUGCUAACAGCAAUCCUAGCAAUUUUUCAACUGAGACUGAUCCAAAACAUCCUCUGAUUGUUGCUCCUCAUUCCACCACUGAAGUACCCGUGCAAUUCUGUCCAUCUACCCUUGGAAGAGGAAAUCACAAGGCAUCAAUAACCUUCAAAUGUUCACAGCUUAUAGAAUGGAUAUUUUACCUGUUGGGGACUGGUCUUCCUCCUCAGUUGAUGGAACCAACUAGCAUAAGUGCGUGCAUUUUCCAGGGUUCUUCUGUCAUCAUAUCCUUCAAAAAUCCAACUUCUGAAAAUGUUCUGGUAGAUGUCAUGCUAACAGGUCAGGAACAGUCCAGUUGUCACCUCAAUGCAUCUGUCCUAACCAAGUUCCCCACUAAGGAAUCUGCUUUCCAUCUUCUGCUCAAACAGACACGAGGAAUUCAAUUAGCUCCAAAAGAAAAACUGGACAUCCCAGUGUUAUUCAUGCCAGAUACAAUGAAAAUGUAUGAGGCUGCGGUGGUAAUUCAUGUAAUGAGGGAAAAUGGUGAAAACUGGCCUUAUGAGGAUUCUGCUGAAUUAAGUAAAGACUUAAAGAGUUUUACUGUGUCAGAGGAUGGGGGUAUUCAGGGAAUACUCUGGACCUAUCCAGUUCAUGGAAUACCUGAAGGACCACAGCAGAAAUUAGUGCCAGCUGUUGUACGUUGUCAAGCCAGGCAGAGAGUAGAAAAAAGAGUAGAAGUGCUGCUAACUGGUGCAGUUCCUGGUGCAACUGCUAUGCCUGCCACAAGAAAUUCUGCAUUGAUCAAUAGACAUAAGCCAGCCAAUAUCCAAGAAGAAGUUCAAGUCACUGAUGGUUUCUCUACAACAGUGGAAUUUCUGUAUGAAUUACAAUAUCAGUCAAAUGAAAUUAAAUCUCAGCUUGAAUCUUUAGUUGGUAUGCAUCUGAUUCAAAGAGAACGGGAUCCAGAAUCUGGAAUUAUAACGCUGAUAUUUAAUAUAGUGUUUGCACCUAACAAACCAAUGAGGAAUGAAGGAACUCUAGUAGUACACUGCACUACAGGAGGUAUUUGGAAGUUUCCAGUGCUGUUCAUUGCUACAGAGCCAGAAGUGGAUGAUGUCAUCAACAUUGAAGCAAUUGGCCUAAAUAAGGAAUCUAUUGUUGAUUUUAAGCUUACAAGCCAGACAAGGUACCCUGAGCCAUUCACUGCAUACUUCCUGGCGGGCAGUGAUCCUGACUUUCUUGUACUGCCGCAAGCUGGAGAACUUCUUCCAGUGGGCACUGUUGGAACUCAUAUAACAGUGGGAUUCAAGCCAAGAAUGUAUGGCAAGAAGCAUAAAGCAACACUUGUAAUUCAGACUCAAUCAAUGCAGUGGACAUACGAAAUCAAUGGCCUGCCUCCACAGACCACACCACCUACAAGACCAGCAAAAGUAGUUUCUACUAGCGGUUACAUAAGAUCAGCCACAGUUCGACAGCGCAAUUUCUUACGUGAAAAUCUGAAGCUUACAACCACUGGGGUAUCCUCACCAAUCAAGGGGGCACCUUUAGUCCUGAGGACAAAAUAG